AUGGUCGAAGAACAAAGGCUGUCUCGAGACUCUAUAUUUGACUAUGAAGACGACGAGCAGGCUUUUCGUUCCCCCAUGCCCCUUCACAUUUCGAAUUCGUCCCGGAACUCUUUAUUCCCUCCGCGCAAAAGAAUAGCUUCGACCCGUUCUGCCUUUUCACUUCCGGACUUUGGUACAUCGCCUUCCCACGUUCAGCAUGAAAUGUCGAACGGAAUCGAAACCAUCAUUGGAAAUCACCUUUUAACUCGAAAUCCCAAUCUUUUUGAUUACGAAAGCGUUCCAUAUAUCACUGACAUAAAUGACGCACCGUGUCAUCCUGUUUUGAGCCCGAACAGGUUCCCUCUAGCAGAGACACCUUUCCCUUCGCCGUCGCGAACUGCAUAUCGGAGCAUGAACACUUCCCAACUAGGUUCCGCAAAAACUUCUGGGAAAUUUUUGGGUGAAGGGAUAGCCCACCGUUCAAGUGAGAGCUGCUGGUACGACACCCCGGGUAACCGUCGAUUUCAAUUUUCGCAUGCAUCACCGCGUCCCGGACCGAGUUUCAUGACCCCAUCAUCGCACAUCACUUCACCCGAACUUUACCGUCCGACUCCAAAGAGGUCUUACAUGGAAAGCACAUCAGCACAAUUCUCUCCCAUUGAAAGUUCACAGAAUGCACCGCAUAUUUUUUCAAAUGAUAAAUUCGCGUCAAGAAGUGUGAAUUCGAUCAACUUGUUAGAGGCAGAAGGUCCGAUGAAUAGG
This is a messenger RNA of Acaulospora colombiana, 741 nucleotides long. The record is from the annotation of a GenBank genome assembly. NCBI's taxonomy places the organism in Eukaryota, Fungi, Glomeromycota, Glomeromycetes, Diversisporales, Acaulosporaceae.